AUAACAACAUAUUGAAGUUAGUGAAUGCAGGCUUCUCGUUAUAAAUAAUACGCUCUAGUGCACCUGCUGCUCUUUAUAAUAUAAUCAGACUAAGAACAAUAAAUGCAAUAACUAAUAAAUAUGGCAGAUUUAGAAGGAACACCAAAAUUCAGUCACGACAAGGGUAUUAUAGAAGAAAAACUUGAAAAAGAUUUUCCGUGGUGGAAAAUAUGGAAAAGACGAAGAUACGUGGUAUCGAUACUUGCUUUUAUUGGAUUCUUCAACAUUUAUUCUUUAAGGUCCAAUUUAAGUGUAGCUAUAAUAGCAAUGGUAGAGAAUAGAACGAUCACAUUAGAAAAUGGAACCACAAUAUACGAACAAGAAUUCGAUUGGAAUUCGUCUCAAACGGGAGUUCUUCUCAGUGCUUUCUUUUGGGGAUACAUUACCACCCAGUUAAUAGGAGGUAUACUUGCCGAACGUUAUGGGGGUAAAAAGUUGUUUGGUUUCGGGGUAUUUACAACAGCAGUUCUUACACUGUUUACCCCUUUAGUAGCUAAACAAAGUUACGCUGGUUUAUUAGCAUUACGGAUAAUUGAAGGAAUUUUUGAGGGCGUUACUUAUCCCUCAAUUCAUUCCGUUUGGGCAAGGUGGGCACCCCCAUUGGAACGAAGUCGACUUGCAACAUUUGCUUUCGCGGGGAGUUAUGUAGGCGCUGUAGUAUCUCUGACUCUUAGUGGUGUUAUUGGUGACACAUUGGGUUGGGAAAGCAUAUUUUACAUAUUCGGUGUUUUUGCAACAUUGUGGUUUUUCUGUUGGUGCUUUCUUAUUGCUGAGUCUCCAAGUGAAGAUAGAUUCAUAAGUAAAGAGGAAUUGGACUACAUUUCAAAGUCAUUAAAUAAGAAUGACGAGGACAACAGAAAAGUAAAACAUCCUUGGAAGGAGAUAUUAACAUCAAUGCCGUUUUGGGCAAUAACCUGCUCUAACUUUAGCGAAAAUUGGGGAUUCAACACCCUCUUAACACAGUUGCCCACUUUUAUGAACGAUGUCCUUAACUUCAAUCUCACAGCAAGUGGUUCUCUCUCGGCCCUUCCCUAUUUAGCCAUGUCUAUAUGCACUAUGCUUUCUGGAUUUCUGGCAGAUAUGUGUUUGAAAAGAAAAUAUUUGAAUACCACUCAAGUGCGAAAGAUUUUUAACUGUGGUGCAUUUAUUUCCCAAACCGUUUUCAUGCUUGGUGCCGCAUUUUUAAUGUCAGCAGUCGGCUCUACAAUAUGUCUCACUCUCGCAGUAGGCUUAGGAGGCUUCGCCCUGUCUGGCUACGGGGUAAACUAUUUGGACAUUGGGCCUUCCCAUGCUAGUGUUUUAAUGGGUAUCAGUAACACUUUCGCAACUAUUCCUGGCAUGGUUAGUCCAACGAUAACUGGACUGAUAGUACAGAAUGGUACAGCAGAUGAGUGGCGUAUUAUAUUUUAUAUAGCUGCCGGUAUUUACUUAAUUGGUUGUAUAAUCUAUGGAUGUUUUGCAAGUGGAAAAUUGCAGUCUUGGUCAUUAGAAGCCAAACUUUUAAAGAAAAAUGGUGGAGAAAAUAAUCAAACAUAUGUAGAAGAUAAUGAUAAUGUAGCAUUUUCCGAGAACAAUGAAAUAAAAAAAAUUUAACAACAAAUACAACAUCCCUUUGU
Molecule: messenger RNA, 1655 nt
Organism: Agrilus planipennis (emerald ash borer)
Lineage: Eukaryota; Metazoa; Arthropoda; Insecta; Coleoptera; Buprestidae
Product: sialin-like
Exons: 8
Coding region: 121-1632 (503 amino acids)
Biological process (GO): monoatomic anion transport; transmembrane transport
Cellular component (GO): plasma membrane
Molecular function (GO): transmembrane transporter activity
Source: RefSeq, a predicted model, not a curated record